Molecule: messenger RNA, 2631 nt
Organism: Podospora pseudocomata
Lineage: Eukaryota; Fungi; Ascomycota; Sordariomycetes; Sordariales; Podosporaceae
Exons: 2
Coding region: 324-2192 (622 amino acids)
Molecular function (GO): serine hydrolase activity
Source: RefSeq, a predicted model, not a curated record
AUGUUUUCCACUGUUUUUUGAUCGUCGUUCACGAGCCAGUACCGAUAUCACACCACAUCAGGGCCAGAAGGGUUCCUGCAAGCCGUGAUUGCCGAUGGCCUACCAGUCUUGAAGCAAAUGGGUUGAGGUGCGCAUGAAUAGGUAGGUAUCUUAUGUAGCACCACACUCAUAUUCUCAACAUCUCAACCCCCCACACACCAGCCUUCUUUUGAAGUCCCAAACCAACUACUUCACAGAGGCCGUCUGUGUUCUUUUUUUACCGUCUCUUGGCCGGAACCAUUGUGGCCCCUCCCGCACACGAUUCAGCUCCUCUCACUCACGCCAUGACUCUACUAACCAGAUUACAAACGGCCUUGUUGGCCUUGACUGCGGCUUCUGCUAUUGCUGAGCCUAUUGUGGCCAUUGCCAAGAACAAGAUCACCUACAGAGGCACCACAUCGGGAUCCAUCGAGCAUUUUCAGAACAUCAAGUAUGCUCACGAUACCUCUGGUCAUCGUCGGUUUGCACCCCCUCAGCCAUACGUGCCCCCUGAAGGCAGCGAGAUGGACGCUUCAGCGCCGGGGCCGGCUUGCCCUCAGAACAGAGCAGGUGUCCCCCCCUUCUUUGCGGAUACACCGGACAUCAGUGAGGACUGCCUCAGCCUUCGCAUUUCCAGACCAGCUGGCACAACAGCAGACGACAAGCUACCUGUCGUGGUACAUCUUCAUGGCGGCGGCGUAGUCAAGGGGUCUGCAUACGACCCUCACUACAAUCCCGAAAACUUGCUUACGCUGGCUACAUCUCUCAAGAAGCCCGUCAUCUAUGUGGCUCUCAACUACCGCAUUCUCAUCUUUGGCUUUGCUCGUCUGCCCAUUCUUAAAGACCAAAAAUCGAUGAACGUGGGCAUGCGAGAUCAGCUGGCUGGUUUCCAAUGGGUUAAGGACAACAUUGCAGCAUUUGGAGGCGAUCCCGACAAGAUUACCUCUUUUGGACUCAGCGCUGGAGGCACAUUCACUUCGCUUCUUCUGACCUCCUAUAGAGGAGAAAGAGGCGUCCCGUUCACCCAAGCUUGGUGCAUGUCUGGUCCUCCCGGCACGGGACUCAACAUGACAAGUGAUGUCACUGAAUUGCACACUCGAGAAGUGGCAAAGACUCUGGGGUGCACCAGCACCGAUGACUCGGAGUUACUGCAGUGUUUGAGAGGAGUUCCAUUGGAGAAGUUGACGGAGAAGGCCGCGGAGUAUGCGUCCGCCAAUCAUCCUCCUCUCGGACUGUUCACAUUCAUUCCUUCUGUUGACGAUGAUUUGAUCCCGGAUCGUCAGACUACAUUAUACAAAUCUGGGAAGUUUGUUAAGGGAAUUCCAUUGGUGUAUGGUUGGGCUCAGGAUGACGGCGCCUUGAGUACCGCUCCCGCGCCUACCUAUCAGACUGAGGAUGACAUGAAAGCCACCAUCCAAGGAGUGGCGCAUGCCUUGACCGAUGAAGACUAUAAGAAGCUGUUCUCACUCUACCCAGAAGCUGACUUUGCGGAGGAGGUUUCCGACUAUGAGGCCCGCAAGGCUGAGUCUGAUCCUACGGUUGGAGUGCAUUACUUCCGAGUCGCCCGGAUCCUGAGGGACCUGCAGUUCACUUGUUCCAGCAUCGACUUUGGUAGCGACAUGCUCAAGGAAAGCAAGCGGUUGGACCCGGAAUACCCUGGGGUUCAUCUGUACUCACUCAACCAGACCAUGUUGGCACCAAUGUUUGCUGGCGCAGGCAUGCCGUACAUUGGUGCCACGCAUGGGAGCGACUUGAACUAUCUCUUCAAUCUCUUUCCCGAAGGGAAGAUCACAGAUGAGGACCAAAAGUUGUCGAGGGCGUUUAUUGGCAGCUUCAUCAACUUUGCAUACACUGGCAAGCCAUCACCGGCCGAGCCCGAGCAGCAGGUAGAAGAAACGCUUGGUCGAUGGCCAGAGGCAUUUCCUGUCCAUGGACCUGAAAGCGUGAGUCUUUUGGUCAUUGGUGGACCUUGGGGAACAGGAAAUACUCGCCUGACCGCUCACAAGGAACAGAGAGAUGGAAAUCUAAAGCAGAUGCCUAUCGAUGGGGGCAACAUUCAGGUUGGGGAGAUGAGGGUCAGGUCUUGCAAGGAGAGGAAGAGACAGCUGAAGAGGGAGAAACUGUUUGAGAGGUGCCGCUACAUCAACUCGCUAUCGGAGAAGCUUGGUAACUAAAAUCAUGGAAGGUUGGGGGUUAGAUGCCUUUCACACUGAGAUAGGUUGACUAUCUGUAAUGACGGGGUCUAACACUGCGAAUGGAAGUAUCUAGGAGGUUGACAUUUCAAUUUCACUUUGAUCAAACCGGCACAAAAGUCGAACUACAUUGAUUGGGGCUGUCAACCACAUGGAAAAGGCCCUUGAAUCCUUGAGUUUCUUCAAGACUUCUAUCACAAGUUAGAGGUAGCCAUGAAAUCCACAGCUUGCUUACUAGCCUGGCUAUCUUGGUAACCCAUUGCUUCAACCACAACUGCCGGGUCAUCAUCCGGGGACUCUGCAUUUGGAAAGCUGUCACGCGACAUCUGCUCAAGCAUGCACAAACCCCUCUCGGAGACGCCGGUUGGUAUCGAUCGAAUACAUCAAGUAUUUUAAAGAUAUACAACGUUUCGUCUUGGAA